GUUACUCCAUUUCGAGUCAAAAAAGUAGGAUGUGAUUAGUGUGAAGAUAGUCCAAAACUUUAACCAUCAGAGGUACCAAACCCAGAGAUUAGAUUCUCCACUGAUUUUCUUGUUAACAAAUAUAUAUAUUCUUAUAUCUGUCAUUUUCCCCAACCUUGUUAUCUCUCUAACAAUUAAAGGUCAAACAUCAUCAUAUAGCUUGUUAGGCCACUCAAAAUUUCUUCAAAUUGAACGGCAUCAGAGAGAGAGAGAGAGAGAGAGAGAGAGAGAGAGAGAGAGAAAGAAAGAGAUGACUGAGUUGCAGAGGUCUGUAACAUCAUUUAGAAGACAAGGAUCUUCAGGGUUGGUGUGGGAUGACAAGUUCAUCACAGCCCUUGAGAACCAGAAUCAGAACCAACAAGGUCAAAGGGAGCUUCAGGAUGUCGAAUCAAGUGCCAGGUUGGAGCGGAGCAGAUCAGAUGGAGCACGCCCUUAUCGGACGGUCAACGUUGCACCGGCAUCCAUAGACCCACCUUCUCCCAAGCUAGCAACCUGUGGCUUUUGUUCUGUCUUUCGGAAACCAGGUCCUGCAAAAUCCACCAAAGCUAAAAGACGUAGGUGAUGAUGAUGUAUCACUCAUCACCAUCAUCUUCUUUCUUUUUUAUUUUCUCCAACUUGUAAAUCUGUGCUUCUUGUUCAUCUUUAUUGUUUCUCUGUUUCAAUUUCCUGGUUUGGAUUUGGGUUUGAUAGUUGUAAAUUCCUUUGACAUAUCAUAUGGAUGUGCAAUAAUAUUCUUAUGCCAGUUAUAUCUAUUCA
Vigna umbellata (rice bean) is the source of this 795-nucleotide messenger RNA. Its product is annotated as plant/protein. NCBI's taxonomy places the organism in Eukaryota, Viridiplantae, Streptophyta, Magnoliopsida, Fabales, Fabaceae. The record is from RefSeq and is a predicted model, not a curated record.